Messenger RNA from Fusarium redolens, 1648 nucleotides. RefSeq lists its product as uncharacterized. The record is from RefSeq and is a predicted model, not a curated record. Gene Ontology annotation, biological process: DNA-templated transcription. Lineage: Eukaryota; Fungi; Ascomycota; Sordariomycetes; Hypocreales; Nectriaceae. Bases 1 to 1605 code for a protein of 534 amino acids. The transcript is spliced from 4 exons. Gene Ontology annotation, molecular function: DNA binding; zinc ion binding.
AUGAGUCACGUCUCCCGUCUUUACAAAGGCUCCAAGCCAAAAUUUAGUGCCUCCGACCCUCGAGGUUCAGCCUUAUCACCCGGAAAGCACCUUCCCCAUGCCUUCCACGGCUCGCCAUGGAGAGACAACACCAUCUUGUCAGAUAAACUAGACUUCUGCCCCAUACCCACAGAAGAAGCUCUCAAGCUAUGGGAUUACUUCAUGGAGCGAGUGGAACCUAUUGUCAAGAUCAGCUUCAGCUGGACUCUUACGCAUCUCAGGGCCGCUUUGUCGGAUGCUGAGAAGUGGAGAAGGCUUAAUAACGGUGACCAUGUGCUGAUAUUGUCAACUUGUUUGUUUGGCGCUGCGAGCCUGACGAACCAAGAGUGUUUGGCUCUGUUUGGUCGCACGAAAGCGUCUUUGACGAAUGAAUGUCGCGUUCAAUGUGACAUGGCGUUCUCAAGGAUAAGCCUACUUGCUAUUGACAGCAUCUCGGCCUUGAAAGCUAUGUGCUUGUACAUCAAAGCAAACGUCGACGUAUUGACAUCCCGCAGUAUGUGGACACUGAUGGGUCUCAUCUCACGAAGCGCAGAACAACUCGGCAUGCACCGUGACGGCACAGUAUUAGGUCUUUCAUCGAUCGAAACAGAAGAGCGUCGCCGACUUUGGUGGCAACUUCAACAUCUUGAUCUCAUCCUUUCGUUGAAGAAUAAUGUUACACCACUGUCAUUUGGAGCAGGCUGGGAUGUCAGACUUCCCCUCAACAUCGAAGACAGUGAUCUUAAUCCAAGUUCGAGAACACCGCCGAAAGACCGACUUGGUUUGACGAGUUUCUCAUAUACGCUUUUUACAUACUGGAUCAUGGAGAAACAACGCGGUUUUCGACUGACACAAGCCAGCCAGGCUAUGGCGGGAGAUAAAUCUCUUCUUGGCUGUUUGGCAGACUCCAUGAUAGAUGACCUUGAGACUGGUCUCAACGAGAACUUUUUGCAGUAUUGCGAUCCCAUUAACCCAUUGCAUACAAUCUUGCAGAUCACAGCGCGGGCAGUUGUAAAUGUUCUACGGCUGAGAAAACUCCAUGAAGCUCGUAUGAGAUCUCAGAACAGUGAUGAUCGAUGCCAUAUUGAGCACUUCAAUGCGUGCAUGCAGGGUAUGCGGUAUAUCGUUUUGUCUCACUCGAAUCUUCAGCUGAAGCCAUUUAUCUGGCUCGUCGAGAGCUCAUUUCUCUGGUACGCUUUUAUUGGAAUCUUGGUAGACAUGUCGAACUUGACAGAUGUCAAUCUGAUAAGAUCAGCUUGGACGUUACUCUCGCAGCUUUACGCCGUUGCAGACCAUUUAUCCGACCUUCAAGACGACAGGAGGAAGUCUCAUGCUGCGAGAUCAGUCGUGGCAACGUGGUAUGAAUGCCGGCAGAAACCAGGUUUGGCUGCGAUGGAGAAGCCAGCCUUUGUGUCACAGUUGGAGAAGGACCUGGCUGGGUUGGAGAGCAAUACUGACACAGACAAACAAAGCCAAGUCAUUGUCUCGCAAGAGCUUUGGCAGGCUCGACCUAUAGAGACUGAACUGCAGCCGUUUGGGUUCGAGUUUGCAGAUAUUGAUUGGGCGUUCUGGGACAGCAUUAGUUAGACAUAUUCUCGCAAGAUACCUUAAGCUCAAGUAAAUAUGCCAG